AUGCUCAACAUUGACAAAGACUACAGAGAUCAAGAAGGAUGGGGAGUGGGAAAAGGCCAUUUGGAUUUAGCAAUUAAGAAACCAUCAGUAAAUGGAGAGGAGUGUCUCACUUUAGUUUUUUAUGGCACAGCCAUAGACACGGGGGGCCACUCUGGACGGUACUGGGCUGAGAUCUCAGACACGAUCAUCUCUGGAACCUUCCGCCAAUGGAGGGAAGGGACAACCAAGAGUGAAGUUUACUACCCAGAAGACACCAUUGUUCACGGUCCUGGGGAGGCCACGGCAGUGUAGUGGGGGGCUGGCACGUGGAUGGUGGAGUACGGCCGGGGCUUCAAGCCUUCCACCUUGGGCUUUGCACUGGCUGACACAUUCUUCAGCACCCAGGACUUCCUCACACUGUUCUACACUCUCCGGGUCUAUGCCCGGGCACUGUGUCUGGAGCUUACCACCUACCUCUCCAGCCAGGAACAUUGACCUCCUCCACCCAUUGACAUCCCUUUCCCAGCCCAGAACUGAUGAGAGUAGCCUGAGUCUGUGUGAGAUUGAGAUGGUCAGAUUCUCACGAACACAGACAGGCCACACCCUCAGCGGGUUUGUACUUGGGCACACACUUAAACACAGGGAUAUAGACACAGUAUAGGGGGUUUGGGUCUGCAAUGACCCUAAAUCUACUCCCUGGGCAGCAGUUUGGGGGAGUAGUGGAGGUGUCGUUCCUGAGUGUGCCCCUGCCCCCAGUUUGGAACUGUGAUACCUCCCACACUCACCCUCACCAGACGCCUUAUAUGUCUAGCUCCCUGUCCUGGCUAUGCAAAGGGGACCAGUGGCCUGUUCUCUGCUACCCCCCCCCACACCCCAAUAUCUCCUCCUGCCUUCCAGGUAGGUGCUGCCAAUCAUAUGACUCUCAUACCCUUCCAUUGUGGACUCCCCCAAAUCCCUCUACCUUUCUUUUCAGAGCCCUUGAGGGGGUGAGACCCCAAAGUGCUAACCAACAAGAAGUUAAUCUGUCUCGAGGGCUACGUGACUGACUGGGAGGGGAGACAGAGAAGGGGCUGAGCCUUUUCAUCACAGGAAGUACCUAGGCCACAUUCUGAUUAGAUGUUCCACAGGGUGAUCAUCCCCUCCAGGGCUCUGUGUUACAGGUAUAUCUAUCAGCAGGUCUCUCCUGGGUGCACCCCAUAUUCUUUGUGCCCAACCCAGCAUGGAGACAGAAGGGAGCUCACAGACAGGUUAAGAACCUACAACCCACCAGGACAACCAAGAACUGAUUAAUUGAUAGGCUUCAGAGUCCUAACUACAGGAUGAAUAGAAGUUCAGAGAACACGAGAACUCCAAGGGAACUUGAAAAUUCUCGUCUAACCUUUGUUUGUGGGGAGACCCAAGCUGGAGAACUGGUGACUUGGCCGUUUUAAUAUACAUCCUAAACUAUAAUUACACAUGAAGUCAUGUGGUUCAGUAUCAAAGCAGCAUUGUGGACCUGGGAAAUCAGGGUGGGGCUCCUGGAGCAUGUGAGACUAAUAGAGAAGGCAAGAGGAACUCCAGCCACCUCCGCUCCCUCCUUCCUCCCUCCACAAAAAAAGAUAGUUGCAAAGAAUCUGCUGUCCUUUGUCACUUUAUAGAUGUGAUUUACAGGUGGGAAAUGGAGUGGCAAAAUCCAGUCAGAUAAUAUUAAUGCCAAACAUUUAAUCUAGUGCUUAAGAGUUGCAAAAUGCUUUCCUCAGUAUUCCUGUCAGGUAACAGAAGUACAAAGGGUCCUAAAAGCCUUAGCAUGGUUUUAAGCUGUUGUAGUUUAAAAGCGCAGCAAGAUUUUUGGGACCCCUUGUAUUAUCCACAUUUUUCAGAUGAAACAGGUUCAGACAGAAAAUGACUUUGUCUUUGGGCAUCCAGCUAGUAAGUAUCCACUUUACCAAGAUUCUAAUCCAGGUCUUCUGACUCAGAGUGUGGUGCUGUGUUUGAACCCUCCCACUGAGCAACGAGGCUUCUCUUUGACUGUCCCCAACCAAUUCCUUAGGACAACUGGGCUUCUCUCUCCAAUCAUUAGGAAAUAUGGAAUCCUAGAGUUUCUCUCCCUUUGGACCUGGUCUCCCUAAGCCACCACUUCAGGAUGGUGGAGUGUAGUCUUUCCUCCAAGAUUCUUGGGGAUUCAAGGUCCUUGGCUUCAGCUGUUAUCUGAAGAGGGUGGUAUCAGAGGCCCCUUCCCACCCUUCCUACUGCCCUUAACAAAGCAGCUUCUCCCCAGAAUCCCUCUGUGUCUGUCUCUGUCUCAAUAAAUAUUUCUUGAAUAAA
This is a messenger RNA of Trichosurus vulpecula (common brushtail), 2283 nucleotides long. It is a transcript of the gene SIGMAR1, whose product is annotated as sigma non-opioid intracellular receptor 1. Lineage: Eukaryota; Metazoa; Chordata; Mammalia; Diprotodontia; Phalangeridae. The transcript is spliced from 2 exons. Gene Ontology annotation, cellular component: endoplasmic reticulum. The record is from RefSeq and is a predicted model, not a curated record.